UUAUCACCACCCUCCCUUCUGCUACCACACGCCCGGCGGCCCCUGAACACCCUUGCGGCGGACACGAGGAUAGGACGUUAAUUAAAGGCGCCAAGGGAAGGAGCAUCAGGACUUAAGGACCUGAGGAGUAAUAUAAGGCGGCACAGGUCUAAAGAAGAGGAAGGUCCCGAGCAGUCCUGAGCAGCCGUGGUCCAUGGCCCGCCCCGCCUCCUGAGCACUUAACAAGCACAAAGGGACCUCUUAACCAUGGCCUCCGGGGGUAGUCCAGCUAAUUGUCUGGAAUUUUUACGUCAAAUCGGCCGUUUAAAGCACCUGAAGAGAACGGGAUGGGUGAUGCGGAAUGUCAGUGAACCAGAGACUGUGUCCGGCCACAUGUACCGGAUGGCAAUCAUGUCCUUCCUCUUCGAUGCAGAGGAUGGUGUCAACAGAGACCAUGUGAUAAAGAUGUCCCUCGUCCAUGACAUGGCUGAGAGCGUCGUAGGGGACCUGACCCCUCACUGCGGCGUCUCCGAUGGGGACAAGCACCAGCGGGAGGUGGCGGCCAUGGAGAAAUUCAGGUCAUUGGUGGGCCAGAAGGCUGGACCAGAGAUGUAUAACCUGUUCAUGGAAUAUGAAGAACAGAAAACCAAAGAGGCCAAACUUGUAAAGGACUUAGACAAGUUUGACAUGAUCUUACAAGCAUUUGAGUACGAAACUGAUCAGACUCGCGCCGGGACCCUGGAGGAGUUCUUUAAGUCGACUGAGGGGAAGUUUUCACACCCAAAGAUCAAAUUAUGGGUUGAACAACUUUACAAGGAGAGGGAGGCUAAAAAGACUAAAGAUGUCAAUGAUGUGAAACAAUGAAGUAUUUAUUCUUAGUAUAAGGAAUUAAACAAUUUUAUUAUCUAGAAAUUUAAUUUAUUUUGAGACAAUCUUUUGUCAGUUUCUACAUUUGUACCAUUGAGGUUGGUGAUUAUGUUGGGGAGUGUUUUAUAUGCAACAAUGUAUUACUUGUGCUCUUGUACAUGGCCUGAGGCUUUCUUUGACUUGAAAAUUAGUAUCAACGCUUUUUCCCUGUUGCGUCAUUCAAGGCUGGGGACCCAAAAGUCUAAGGAAUAAAUAUUUUUUCCCUGUUGCAUCAUUCAAGGCUGGGGACCCAAAAGUUUAAGGAAUAAAUAUUUUUCCCUGUUGCAUCAUUCAAGGCUGGGGACCCAAAAGUCUAAGGAAUAAA
Molecule: messenger RNA, 1210 nt
Organism: Eriocheir sinensis (Chinese mitten crab)
Lineage: Eukaryota; Metazoa; Arthropoda; Malacostraca; Decapoda; Varunidae
Product: 5'-deoxynucleotidase HDDC2-like
Exons: 4
Coding region: 247-843 (198 amino acids)
Cellular component (GO): cytoplasm
Molecular function (GO): 5'-deoxynucleotidase activity
Source: RefSeq, a predicted model, not a curated record